This is a messenger RNA of Marasmius oreades (fairy-ring Marasmius), 2799 nucleotides long. RefSeq lists its product as uncharacterized. Bases 116 to 2326 code for a protein of 736 amino acids. The transcript has 8 exons. Gene Ontology annotation, cellular component: membrane; endosome; cytoplasm. The record is from RefSeq and is a predicted model, not a curated record. Gene Ontology annotation, biological process: phosphatidylinositol-3-phosphate biosynthetic process; phosphatidylinositol-mediated signaling; endocytosis. Gene Ontology annotation, molecular function: 1-phosphatidylinositol-3-kinase activity. Lineage: Eukaryota; Fungi; Basidiomycota; Agaricomycetes; Agaricales; Marasmiaceae.
AAUUGAUAUGCAUUGUCAAUGUUCCCUCUUCACCAUCGGCUAUUAUCAUAAAUACAGACAGCGCAGUGCGAAAACAAAGUAAUUCUGCGGUUGCUCUGCAUCCAGCCGGUCUACGAUGGAUAAGGAGAACCGAGAUGAUUUCACCUUCGCCAAACUCUGUGACCUGAAACAACCCGUUACCUUUCGAAUCUCACAGCUCGAGGGAAACAGAACGCCGAAAUCCUUUACAGAGAUCCUGGAGAACCCUCAACUCAGGUUUCACGGUCUACAAUCGCCGACACUCUCAGAUUUAUACGUUACCUGCCAGCUAGUCGCAGACAACAAACCCCUGACGAUUCCUUUUCGAACAUCUUUCAAAGCUUUCAAGAAUGCCUAUAUAUGGAACGAGUGGAUCACAUUUCCAGUGCGAUACUGCGAUUUACCUCUAGGAGCUCAAAUCACCUUUACGGUCUGGGAUAUUGCAGGCCCAAGGGCUGCAGCUCCCGUUGGUGGAACCACUUUUCGACUUUUUGGAAAGAAAUGGACACUCCGACGAGGAAAGCACCGACUUUUACUUUGGCUGGGAAUCGAGGCAGAUGGUUCUGUUGAAACUACUACGCCUAGCAAGUUAGAAGUUCGGGAUGAGAUGGGGCGUCUUGAAAAACUCGUCAAGAAGUAUGAACGAGGAGACCUUCCAAAAUCAGACUGGUUGGACAAGAUGACAUUUAGGAAGAUGGAAGAAAUCCACGCGAUGGAGGCGCAGAAAUCGAGAAACUUGUUUCUUUAUAUUGAUCUUCCUCGGUUUGACUUCCCGGUCAUAUUCUGCGAGCCGGAGCCUCCAGCCCCCUCCUCAUCCAUCUCUUCUUCUACGACUCCCUCACAUCCUCAUCCUCAAACGCCCACCACUACCAGUAAUAACUCACUCGACACUCAUCUAUGGAGCGUGGUAGAUCCUGAGGUGUCCCGCGAGAAUCCCGUAGAAGAUAAGCAUCGCCGUCUCGUUCGGAGUCACCGCAGUGGACCCUACGACCGUGACCUCAAACCGAACGCCAAAGACCGCGAUUUCAUUUCUCAAAUUCUUGCAUACUCCCCUAGUCAUCCCCUUACCUCGGAGGAAAAAGACCUCAUCUGGAAAUUCCGCUUUUACCUCGCGAGGGACAAAAAGAGUCAAAGCUUGACGAAAUUCCUCAAAGCCGUAACGUGGCGAGAUCCGUCUGAGGUGAAACAGGCUGUAGAGGAAUUGUUACCUCAGUGGACAGAGAUUGAUUUGGAUGACGCAUUGGAGCUCCUAGGACCUGGAACCGUCGAUUCGAGGGUCAGGGCAUUCGCUGUUAGGCAGCUUUCCAGAGCGGAUGAUGAUGAGUUGCUCCUGUAUCUACUGCAACUGGUUCAAGCACUCAAGUUCGAGAGCGCUGCGACGGUGCAGAAGUCAUCGCGUGCCAUUUCAUAUGACGACAGCGGACUGGCGGACUUUUUGAUUGAGAGGGGAGUGAAGAAUCGUGUACUUGGAAAUAGGUUGUAUUGGUAUUUGAUCGUCGAAGUAGAGCUUGAGGAGGAUAAGGUCGUUUCGAAGAUGUAUGGAAGGGUGGUUUUCAGGUUCAUGCAGAGGAUUCUGGAGUCUGAAAGCGGGUCAGAACGAAGAGAGCUCCUCCGUCGACAAGGUCAACUAGUCGACACGCUCGGAAAACGUGCCAAGGAACUUCGGACAUCCAAAGACCCUCGGCCUAAGAAGAUUGAGAAACUCCGCAUCAUAAUAAAUGACUCCAAGAAUAAUCUCUCUUCCAUCACACCUCCUCUGCCUCAUCCACUAAACGCUUCGAUCGAAAUAACCGGGAUUCUUCCCGAAAAAUCCUCCGUAUUCAAAUCCAAUUUGUUCCCUUUCCUACUCUACUUCCAUUGUUCCGAUGGUACAGAAUAUCCUAUCAUUUUCAAAGACGGGGACGACAUGCGACAGGAUCAACUUGUAGUGCAGCUAUUCACUCUCAUGGAUAGACUCUUACGGAAGGAAAACUUGGAUCUGAAAAUUCUUACAUAUGAUGUUCUGGCCACAGGGCCCUCUCAGGGGAUGGCGAAGUUCAUACCAAGCAAGUCGAUUGCUGCAAUUGUGAGCGAGUAUGGUGGGGGUGCAGGUGGGGGAAUCAUCAAUUAUUUUAGGGCGAGUUACCCAGACGAGGGAAGUGUAGGUACUGCCGGGGUGGAGCCGGCGGUGGUCGAUACGUUUGUGAGGAGUUGUGCUGGGUACUGUGUUCUGACAUACAUUCUUGGUGUCGGUGACCGACACUUGGAUAACCUCCUAGUAACACCCGCAGGUCAUUUCUUCCACGGUAAGACUCACCCGUUCCCUUGAAACAGGUGCCAACCAUACAUCCUAGUCGAUUACGGGUACAUUCUAGGUCGAGAUCCCAAACCCUUCCCACCCGCCGUUAAGGUCUGCAAAGAAAUGGUGGAUGCCAUGGGGGGUGCCUCUUCCCCUCACUACGCACGUUUCAAGAACUUUUGCUUCACUGCCUUCACUAUCCUCCGAAAAAGCGCUAAUCUUAUACUAAACCUCGUGACAUUGAUGGUGGAUGCGAAUAUUCCUGAUAUCAAGCAUCGGGAUGUACAUGAACAGAUACGGGAGAAGUUUAGAUUGGAUUUGACUGAGGAAGAGGCGAUCAAGCAUUUCGAGGCCUUACUGAACGAGACAUCAUACUUCACUGCUGUCUUGGACCGUAUUCACGACAUCGCCCAGUAUUGGAGAAGUUAGCUAUUUACGUGUUUGUAAUAGUAACAUUCUUUUCUUCGCCAUAAUAUUAUACGUGCACGGACCGACAUAUUCCG